AUGAUGCACCACGACCCCCCUCCGCCCCUGGACAUGCCCGAGGGCUCGGAGGCCAUCGUGCGGACGCGUUCCGAGGCCAGGAGGCGCAUCAAGGCGGGUCGCAAGCGCCGGUUCGCUCCCCAGCCGGCUGACCUGGUGGUGCGGCCCGCUCGGAUCAACCCGGACCUCUUCACGCCGGUUCUCCACGCGUACUCGCACGCGCAGCACCAGUACACCAACCCGCAGCGCGCCCUGUCGCCCCUGCACGGCUCCGUCGGCUCGCCCACGGGCAAGCUGCUUCGCAUGGGGGGCUCCCGCGGCUCCCUCAAGGCCGCCCAGACGCCCGUCACCGUCGGAAAGGCCUACAUCGACCGCUCCCUGUUCAAACCGAAGAGCUCCGAAGACAGGUACCGCAAGGUUCUCGCCGCGUCCGGCGAGCUGCCGCCCCCGCGGGUCCCGUCGGCCAAGCGCUCCAGGCACGGCGAACCGAACCCGCACGCGCCCGCGGAGGCCGCGCAGAAGAUCCUCGCGGGGCUGCGCGGGCAGAUCACGCAGGGCGCGGGCCUCGUGCAGCGCAACCCCGACGGCACGCCCUCGGUCACGCUCGGCCCGCAGCCCACGCGCACGAGCUCCGCGGGCAACGUGGGGCCGCUCGGCGCGGCGAGCCCGAGCGCGCGGUCCGUCCCGGGCCCGCGCUCGAGCAGCGCGAAGCUCCGGAGCAUCGCGAACAUGUACGCCGCGGGCCCCACGGCGUCCCCGAAGCCCGCCGCGCCCGCCGGAAUGCGUCCGGGGUCCGCGCCGCGCACCGUGCGGCUCGCGCGCUCCAUCGCGAAGCUCCGCGAGCUCAUCAACAAGGGCGCGCCGCUCGGGACGCUCCGCUCCGAGCUCCAGGCCUUCCUCCUGGGCGACCUCCUCGCCGGCGGCGAGGUCGACGUCGUGCUCCUGGACGAGCUGCUCGGGUUGCUGCAGCACCAGCAGCCCGCGCUGCAGCUCACCGCCGCGGGGAUCUUCCUCCAGCGCGGCCUGUACUUCUCGGCGAUCCGCGCGGUGUUCACGGGGGAGUCGGUGAUCGGCGCGGUGCUGGAGGAGGCGCGCGCAACGGUGGCGGCGCGGCACGAGGCGGACGACGACCUGGACCUGGCGUCCGAGGCGUGGAACUGGGACCACGCGGACCGGCAGCUGUUUUUGCGGCAGUUCGCGCAGCUCCGCAUCGUGCAGAACUUCCGCAACUUGCGGGAGAAGCUGACGACGAUGGGGCCGACGGGGGAGGCGGCGCUGGGGCGCGUGGAGCGGCAGAUUAUUCUCAAGGUCGUGAACGACUUCCUCGAGCAGCUCGGGCCGACGGGGCACGAGCAGGCGGACGUGGCGGCGCGGCUGCUGGCGGAGAGCAAGCCGCCCGCGACGGCGAUGGAGGCGCAGCAGGCGUCGCGCGCGGCGCGCGAGGGCGCGGAGGAGCCCGCUGCGGACGCGAAGCAGCGGCAGGCGGAGGAGCGCCGGGCGCGGGUGCAGCAGCGCAAGAUCGACGAGCAGCGCCAGAAGCAGGAGGCGAAGCGGCGCGCGGUGGCGGCGCGGCGCGCGGCGCAGGAGGCCAACCUGCGCGAGCGCUACGAGCAGGAGGUCGCGGACGCGCAGCGCCGCGGCGUCCGCGAGGCCGUCCACAAGAAACGCAUAGGCGAAGCCAAGAAGGAGACGCGGCGUGCCAAGCAGGACCUGCGGGAGGCGCGCGGGCACCAGCGCACGGGGAAGCUCCCCGAGGAGUACCGCCCCGCGGUCGCGGGGUCCCCGCCGCACCGCGGCCCGCUCGGCGCGACUGGGCGCAGCGCAGAGGACGACGUCGCGGCGCGGGAGGAAUACCUGGCAUUCCUGCAGGAGGCGACGGCGGCGGCGGAGCAGCGCGCGGUCGCGCAGCACGCCGCGAAGGAGGAGCUCCGGCGGCAGCGCGAGGCCGAGGCGGCGGCGGCGCGCGAGGAGCGGCGGCGGCGGGAGGCGGAGGCGGAGGCGCGGGAGGCGGCGCGGCAGCAGGAGCUCGCGGCGGAGACCGCCGCGAAGGAGGAGGCCGCGGCGGCGCGGCGCGCGCAGCGCGAGCGCGAGCGGGCGCUCGAGCGGCAGGACUCGCACUCUGGGAUGGAGCACGCCGUAGAGGACAUGUCGAGUCCGGACGCGCUGGGGCCGUCGAUGGUGGCGCCGGGGCUGGAGAGCGUGGCGGAGGCGCCCGCGGUGGAGGAGCUGCAGGAGGAGGAGGCGCAGAUCGAGGACCAGAAGCUGCUGCGGGAGCUGAGUCAGCACGUGAGUCGGUCGUCGAUGUCGCUGCGGGAUAUCGGCGGGCACGUGGCGGCGGGGGAGGUGGACGACGAGGUCGCGGAGGUGCUGCAGACGGCUGCGAGGGGCGCGCUUGAGCGGGAGGCGUUCGAGGAGGGGGGCAGGCGCGAGGUGGGUGCGGGUGCGGAGGAGGCGGCGACGAGUGAGGCGCAGCUGCCCGCCGCUGAGGCGUCUCAGGCGUCGCAGAUGUCGGCGGGCGGCGCGGUGGAGCUGCUCCAGGGGCUCGGGCAGGCGGCGCUGAUCCGGGAGGCGAUACCGUCGUCCGAGGAGCCGUCGGCAGCCGACGUAGGAGCGCCACCGCAGAGCGUUGAGGCGCCGGCGGCCGCCGAAGCGGCCGCGGAGGGGAGCGACGACGAGGAGGACGAUCCGUUCGUGGACCUGCUGCAGGCGCUGGCGCGGAGUGCGAUCGACCGGGAGGACUUGAAGCCUGUGUCUGACAGCAUGCCUGCUCCCGGGGACGCGAUGUACGUGGCGGUGGCCGGGGAGGUGGCAGCGGAGGCCGCGAGCCGCGCGGAGGAGGCCGCGGCGACGCUGGCGCGCGCGGAGGAGCGCCUGGGCGAGCAUCGCGCAAAGUCAGCGCGCGAGGCCAGUCAGGUGGAGGCGACUCCCGCCGCCGCCGAGUCGGACACCCGCGACGCCGACGUGCUCGUCCAGCAGCUGGCACGGGGCUUGCUCGACCGCGAGGCUAUUGCGGAGUCUAUUGCGGGUGCGCAGGCGGCCCUGGAGCAGCAGAGCAGAGCCAGCGACGCGCCUGCAUCGGAAGCUGCGGUCCCGGAGCCGGAGGCCUCGAUGUCAGGGGCGUCCGUCGCGGCCCCGGAGGAGCAGCGCAGCGGCAGCGACGUGUCUGCGCCUGCGGCGGCUGUGGCUGCGACGGCGACAGCGGCGGCCGUUGCGACGAGCGCUGAGGUGCUGGUCCAGCAGCUGUCGCGGAGCGCGCUCGACCGCGAGGCCAUCGCGGAGUCCAUCGCGGGCGCGCAGGCGGCCCCGGAGCAGCAGCGCAGCGCCAGCGACGUGGCUUCUGCGGCCCCGCUGCCGGCAGCCGCUGCGUCAGGAGCGUCCGAAGGGUCGCAGGUGGAGCGCGACGACGCGGCGGCCCUCACGGACGAGGAGGCGCAGGCAGAGGCCUUGCGAGCCGAGCUGGAGCGGGAGCGACAGGAGCUGCUGGCCAAGCUGGGCGAGGAGACCGGAGCGGAACUGCUGUCGCCUGGCGCCGAGGCCGCGAGCAGGGCUGUGCCGGCGGUCGCUGCGGACGGCGAGGCCGCCGCGGCGCCUGCGCACGACGACACGCCUGUUGCUGGCGAGCCUGUGCCGGCUGCUGAGGUCGCGGAUGGGGCCUCUGCGGAGCCUGAGCUCGUGGAGGCGCGGGGCAGCGGGACCGUCGCGACGCCUGAGCGUCAGGCGUCUGCGGUGGGUGUCGGCGGUGCGCAUGUUGCAGCUGCUGCCGGCGUCGCCGCAGCUACGGCAGCCGCGACAGAUGCACAGGCGCCUGCCGCUGGUACGGAGGCGACGGUGGCGCCCCCCGCAGCCGCCGUUGCCGAGGUGCCGGCGCCGGAGCAGCCCGAAGAGGGCGUUGCGGCCUCUGCUGCUGAGGUCGCGCCCGCUGCCGGGGACGUGGCUGUCGAGCAGCCAGCUGCGGGCUCACCUGCAGCCAGCACGCAAUCCGCCGGUGCGGAGCAGCAUGAGGCACCGCGGAGCGACGGCGCGGCCAGUGAGGGCGCUGCGCCCGCAGCUGCUGCUGCGGAGGCCGCACCUGCCGUUGCGGAGGGCGCUUCUGACGUCGCUGCUCCCGCUGUCGACGCGGCGGCGAGCGUCGAGGCAACUGCCUCCGCAGAGCCGGCUGCGGCAGCCGCGGUGCCGCCUGCCCCUGUUGAUACAUCCGCUGGAGAGCCGGCGGCUGCGGAGACGGUGGCUGCCGCGCCGCCUGCGGAGGCCACAACGCCCGUGCCAGCCGCGGAGGAGACGACGCCUGCGCCUGCUGCCGCAGAGACGCCUGCUGCGCCCACCGGCGAAGCGGCUCCUGUGCCGGCCGAGGGCGGCGCCGCGGAAGCUCCGCAGGGCCUGUUCACGGCAGUGUCCACGUCGCGCGGCGGCUCGAGCCGCGUGUCGCGCUCGCAGUCCCGCCGCGCAGCGUCGUCCGCGCGCAGCCGCACCGCGGCCGAGGAGGCGCCCGCGGCGCCCGCCGACCCGGAGGCCGAGGCCGCUGCGCUCGAGCGGGAGCGCGACGAGCUGCUCGCGAAGCUGGCGGGCGGCGACGCGGCGCCGGCGCCCGACGGCGAGCAGGCCGAGGAGCUCCUGGACCAGCUCGCGAGCCUGAGCCACCACGAGCCGGCGGACCUGGAUAGCGCGGUCGACGAGGUGGCCGCCGCGGCGGUCGGCGGCGCGGUCGCCGGCCUGACGCCUGUCCACACAGAGUCUACGGCGUCGCGGCGGAACAUUCCUGCCGAGCCUGAGCGCGCAAGCGGCAUGGAGGUGUCCGUGGAGGGGGGGCGCGUCGCGGAGGUGGCGCAGGAGCAGGACGGCGCGGCCCCUGCGGUGCGCGAAUCCGCCGAGGAGGCGCCCGCGGUGCACGAUGAGCCCGCGGCGGCUUCCGCCGCUGUCGAGGGCACGCCGGAGGCGCCUGCUGCGGCCGCCGAGCAGGCAGCGGCGGAGGCGCCGGAGACGGCCGCGGAAGCGGCGCCGGAGACGGCUGGGGAAGCUGCGCAGCCUGGCGCUGGCGCAGCCUCCGCGCAGGAGCCUGCAGCGGUCCAGGAGGAGCCGCGCGCCAGCGACGCAGCGGGGAAGCAGCCGGAGGCGGCGGCGGCGCCGCCCGACGACGGGCGCGGCGGCGACGUGCUGCAGCGCAUUCUUGGGUAUUCCGCGGAGAACGAGGCGACCGCGAAGCAGCGGAUCGACGAAGCGUCCUCGCCGACGCGCGCCGGCCCGUCCGGCGAAGUCCGUGUCUCGGACACGGAGCAGGGGGAGUCGGCCCGGGAGGUCCCCGCCGCAGCGCUGCAGGCGCGGGACGAUGCGCGCGCGGGCGGCGCCCCCGCGACGCCGGACGAGGGGCCGCGCGGCGCGGGCGUGGCGGCGACGCCCACGACGAUGGCGUCGCAGCCUGCGCACGCGGCGGCGAUCUGGACGGCGCGUCAGGAGGAGGAUGACAGCAAGGGCGGUGCGGGAGGGAUGGAGGAGUCGAUCACGAGCCUGAAGCAGCGGCUGGCGGCGGAGCGGCAGAAGAUGCUGGAUCUGCUCGCGCAGAAGAAGGCGGACCUCGCGGAGAAGCGGCGGCAGCGGGAGGCGGAGGCGGCGGAGCGGCAGAAGUCGACGGCGGCGGCGCUGGCGGGGUCGGCGACGGAGCGCGCGUUCGACGGCGCGAGCCUCGGCGCGACGGGCAAGUCGGUCGCGGACAGCCUUGGUGCGACGGGCGGGUCGCGGGGCGCGUCGGCGCUGGACGCGCCGGACCCGGAUGAGGCCAUCCGGGAGAUGCGCGCGGAGAUGGACCGGAAGCGCAACGAGCAGAUCGAGGCGCUGAAGAAGAAGCGCGCGGAGGCGGAGGCGCGGCUGCGCGAGGAGCGCGAGAAGCUGGAGAAGCAGGCUGCCGAGCGACGCGAGCAGCUGCAGGCGCUGCAGGCGCAGCAGACGGCCCGGCGGGAGGCGCUCGGCGCGGCGUCGACGCAGAAGGACGCGCCCCCGGCCGCGGCGGCGUCGCAGGGCUCGUCGACCCCGAGCGGCACGCCCGCAGCGGCGGCAACGCCAGCGGUGGCAUCCACGCCUGCGGCAGCCACGCCCGCGCCCGCGGCGGCGGCGGCGACGCCGGCGGCGACGGAGCCGCCCGCGCAGACGUCUGCGAUCCAGGCGGCGCUCGAGUCGUUCCAGCAGCAGCUGCAGCAGAGCCAGCAGCAGAUGGCUAUGAUGAUGCACCAAAUGUCGACCAUGACGGGACGCGGGGGCUCGCAGAACGAGCGCGCGCCGCAGGGCCUCGUCGGCGCGCCCGAGAUCCAGGCGGUGCCGAUGGCGGGCAUGCAGCCCGCGCCGGUCGCGGCCAACUCAAGGGUCUUCGGCGGCGCCGCGACGUCGUACGCGUCGCAGGGCCGCGCCGGGCCGAUGUCGCAGCCCCCGCAGGCGGAGAUGGUGUACGGCGCGGCGCCGGCGCGCUCGGCGGACCCGUUCAUGGUCGUGCAGGCGGCCUCGCAGUUCGCGGCCGGCCCGAAUGCGGGCCCAGAGGCCGACGCGCCAACCCCAGAGGAAAUCGCCGAGUACGCGGCGUACCUCGGAAUGGACCCGGUGGCCGACGCGGACCUGCUGUACAUCGCGGAGUGGGCGAUCACGGCGCCGCUGCCGGACGGGUGGACGGAGCACUACGACGCGGAGGGUAAUGAGUUUUACUACAAUACUCUCACGGGGGUGUCGACGUACGAGCACCCGAUGGACGAGCAGUUCCGGUCGUACUACCGCAACAUCAAGGCGCAGCGGACGGGGCAGAGCCUGGAGGACUCGCUGCGGCAGCAGCUCGCGGAGAGCGCGGAGCGCGGGGUGCACGCGCAGUGA
Messenger RNA from Pedinophyceae sp. YPF-701, 6825 nucleotides. Lineage: Eukaryota; Viridiplantae; Chlorophyta; Pedinophyceae. The record is from the annotation of a GenBank genome assembly.